AUGAAGAUGUUUGAGCCAGGUCAGAUAAAAACUGACAGCCUGGAGAUGAAAAGAAUCUCAACUGUCUUGGAUAAAAUGAUUGACAAGCUGGAGCUGAGCGGUUUGAUCCCAAGAAUUAUUGACUCUCUGGAUAACUUUGCUGGUAUUCUGGGACCUGAGAUGAUACACAACCUGAGUGAGCACCAGAAGCUUUCAAAGGAAGUGGAGCAGCUGCUUGCCAGCUCUGGAGAGAGGGACACCACGGGAGCUGAGCAGCAACCAGGCUGUCUCUGCUCACUAGAGCAACAGCUGAAACGUUCUCUUAGAAACAUCCUGAGGCUCCUGCUGGUCAAACCUUCACUUUGCCAGGCUCUGAAACACCAAAUUUUGGUGGGAGAGUCACCAGCUGAAGUAUUUAUCAAAGCCUUUGGGGAGUUCAGGAGUUUCAUGCUUGAGAAACUCCUGAUGAGUCCUGUGGAAGAGGAAGAAAAGAUUGGAUUAGAGGCAGACAUCUCCCUCCGGAUUAAGGACAACACUGAAGCAAUUACAGCUUUACAGGCUGAGCUGGCAGCAGCAAUCCAGACUCGAGAUGAGGAGAUUCACAAGAAAGACAAUGUGAUCAAGGAGCUCAAAACAAGUGUGCAGGAUCUUCCCAAAGACUGCAAGACCAGCACCCAGCAGAUUGAGCAGGAAGGAGAAAAACCCCAGCAAGAGGAGCUGGAGGGCUCCCGGGCCAGGCGUGCCAGGCUGCAGGGGGAGGUGCAGCAGCUGGCAGCACAACUCCAUGCACUUGAACAGGAGCAUUGGUCAUCAGAGCUGACUCUCAGAAAGAGGAAGAGCAGAAUGGAGACGGAAAUUGCGAACUGGAUCCAGAAAUAUCACACGGACUUGGAAGAAAAACAGGCCGAGUAUGAUGAGCUUCAAGCUGCCUACGUUGAGGAGCAGGCCCAGCUGGUCCAGCUGACAGAGAAACACGCUGUGCUUUUCCAGGAGUAUUCCCAGAUUGAGGAGGAGCGAAGGCUACUUCAGGAAAAGAAGGACCAGGCUUUGCAGGAGUUCAAAACUAUGACUCGUGCUGCCACCCUCAUCCAGGCCUUCUGGAGGGGCUACUUUGUCCGGACCCUCCUCAAGUCAAAAAAGAAGAAGAAGGGCAAGGGCAAGGACAAGAAGGGCAAGAAAUAA
Molecule: messenger RNA, 1161 nt
Organism: Chaetura pelagica (chimney swift)
Lineage: Eukaryota; Metazoa; Chordata; Aves; Apodiformes; Apodidae
Gene: DRC10
Product: IQ motif containing D
Exons: 4
Coding region: 1-1161 (386 amino acids)
Molecular function (GO): protein binding
Source: RefSeq, a predicted model, not a curated record